Messenger RNA from Sphaerodactylus townsendi, 12560 nucleotides. RefSeq names its product dynein axonemal heavy chain 3 (gene DNAH3). The transcript is spliced from 61 exons. NCBI's taxonomy places the organism in Eukaryota, Metazoa, Chordata, Lepidosauria, Squamata, Sphaerodactylidae. Gene Ontology annotation, biological process: microtubule-based movement. Gene Ontology annotation, molecular function: dynein light intermediate chain binding; minus-end-directed microtubule motor activity; dynein intermediate chain binding. The coding region runs from base 325 to 12516 and encodes 4063 amino acids. Gene Ontology annotation, cellular component: dynein complex. The record is from RefSeq and is a predicted model, not a curated record.
AGCUUAAAAACUUUAGUGAGAGGUGGCUGGAUUUGAGACGUGAGCAAAGAAAAUUAGUUCCAACAGAAAUCACUUCUAGACUUGGGGCUGAAAGAGGAAGAGAAAAGGACAAAAUUGAAGGGGGUGUGUCUUUCUGUUGUUUAGUGGGCUGGAAAGAAGGGCCUGUGGAAAUUUUGAGUGCAAGUCGGUCCUGAAAAGAUUCUUCUGUUGUUGCAGGUGGACACAAAGUGUUAGAUAAGACUUUAUGAUAGGGAGAACAUUUAUCUAAUCAGGACAUUGGAAGCAACCCAGAAAACGCAUUGUGAAGCCAAGGAGAAAUUCACAAUGAAGCCAAGAGAGAUUCCCAAGAUUGUGAGGGCACAAAAUGAUUCUAUUUACAAUAUGAGCCACUCCAAAGGAAUACCAGAGUUACCCCCUUUGCCCGGCACAGCGGCUGAGGAUCCUUCCGAACUGUACCAGCUGAUCCAACAGAGCAGCUACUACCCUUUUCUGAUGCAAAGAGCGUCCUGGACUUUAGCAGCUCCAUUUAAAGAGCUGUGCUAUUUCCGGAGCGCAAGCGACUCCAUUGCCAAUAACUACACCCUCUCCGCCCGCCACCUGAAGAUGAAAGAUCUACAGAAGAUCCCUUCGGACAUGAAGCCGAAAAAUUCUGCGGGGUCGGCAAAACAGAGGACAGCAUCUCCACCUCCAAAAGAAUACGCUCCUUCUGAGAAGAGGCCGAAACUGUUGCUGAAGAGUAUCGCUAAAGUCGGCGGAGCCCCCGCAUUUCUAUCUAAUCUGGAGGCACCAUGGAAGUGCCGUAAAAUUCCAGUUGUAGAUUAUUUGGACGAACAAUUUCUGACUCCAGAAGAGCAGCUGGAUAUGAUGCUCCAGCACGAGGACGAGAUAAACCAACAGGAGAUUCUCCCCACAGAAAGCGAUCUUGAAAGAUACUGUUACUACAUACAUAAUGGCAUUCGGAAAGACAUGCUGGCGCCGCAACCUAAAGAGGUGAUGGAAAGUAUUUUGGAGCAUAUCCCAAGUCAUUUCCUUGCCAAUCCAAACCUGGAGGCUCUGCUGUGCAGUUUGAACGAAGAGAUUGAGGAUGAUUAUCACAUCUGGCUCAUGAAAAAUGUUGUGGAUUACAUACUGAUGGAUCCAGGGGAGAGGAAAAGGCUCUUUAUCCGCAACAUCCCCCGCUCUUUCCCUCAAAGAGUUAUCCGUGCCCCUGUCCCAUGGCACUUUGUCUACAAAGAAACAAAAAAGUGGAACGAGGAGCACCUCUUCACGGUGAAUCCCAUGAUGCUCGCUGUGCAACACCUCUGGUUUACAGAGUUUGGCAAACUGAGGUUUGUUCGUACCCAGGAGAUACUAGACGGUGAUUUGCCGCUACUGCCUGGUGAAUUUGAAGAGCUGAUCCGCAAGCACUGUCAGGAAGCCCACGAGAUCCUGGAGAACAGGUGGAUCCCGAUGUGCGCGGACCUUUUUAUGGAACAGAAGGACCAGUGGCUUCACUUGGCUCCCAGGAAUGAACAUGAUUCUUCUCAAAAAAUAGAAGAAUAUUUCGCUUCAGUAGCAGUCCUGAUGUCCCUGCAGCUUCGGGAAAUGGUCGUUAAUUCAUUUGACGACCUUCUUACUUUUUUUAAGAUACACAAGGAUGGAAAUGACUUUGAAGAACCCUACCAUGAAAUGCAGUUCUUCGUACCACAAGUGCUGGUCAUAAAGUUGGAAGUGGAAGAGCCGUCCAUUGUGUUUCUGCCUCGUAUGAAAGACUGCUGGGAUUUAAUCUGCCGCUGCUUCAUGGAGAUCCUGAAGCAUUCUGAGGGCCUGCCAAAGGUGCACGUUAAGCUUUUCCCAGGAAUAAAAGAAGACCUGACUCUUCAUACUAUUCAAGAAGACGAAUCUUUGGUGGCUGAGUUCAUGGGCAAAAUGGCUGAGAUCUUUGACCGCAACAUAGUUGGUCCGCAAAAAUACUUAAAUGUGUACCGGAAGUACAGCGACCUCUUGAAUAACAACGCAGAACAAGAUGUGACUGAUUUUUUAAGCAAAAGGCACGAACUGGAUGAUUUUGUGGAGAAGAUUGAUGGCCUGACGAAACUGAAGAGAGAAAUUGCUUCCAUGCAUGUCACGGUCCCUCUGGCUAUGUUUUGCCUGGACGCCUUGAACCUGAACGAGGAGCUCUGCUUUCGGACUCAGAAGCUGAAGGAUAGGUUGAUUCAGUUUGAAGUCGAGGAAAACAGGGAACUGAAUUCCGGCAUUUGCAACCAGUACAACAUAAUUGCAGACAAAGUCACUGAAGUGCCUUUAACAACCGAAGAACUCGUCACGCUCACGGCAUACCUGAAAAAAUCCAGCGAAGUUACUGUUUUUAAGCUGCGGCGUGAGAUCCGCGAGGCUAUCUACAGGCUCGAAUUCCUGAUGGACUAUGCUGAUCUCCCAUAUGAGGAUAUAAAGCUGAACAGCACGGUUCUCCACUGGCCAGACGAGAUUGAGAUCAUCUUUGAAACCAGCAGGAAUCAGCUGAUGAACAGGAGGGAUCACGUGGAGCUCACGCUGAUAAAAAGGUGCUCUGAGUUCGAGGCUAUCCUGGAAGGCUACAACAGAGAAGUGGAAAGCUUCCGCAAGAAGGACAUCAUGACCAUGGAAGAGAUGAAAAAUAACGUGGAGAAAUUCCGCGAGCUGGAGAAGAAUCUGGAGCGUGCGCUGAAUGAAUACGAGGCAAUUAAUAAAGAAGAGGAGCUGCUAGAACGAGAGAAGAGUCAGUUUCCUCAGCUGCGGACCAUAAUCACAAACAAGCAGCCGUUUGAGCAACUGUGGGUGACAGCGUAUAAUUUUUCCAUAAAGUCUGAGGAAUGGAUGAACGGGCCUCUCCAGGACUUGAAUGCCGAGGAGAUCACUGAAGAGGUGGGGACCAUGUGGAGGACCAUGUACAAACUGACGAAGACCUUUGCGGAACUACCAGGGCCGAAGCGUUUAGCGGAGAAUGUGAAGUUUAAAAUAGACAAGUUCAAGCAGCACCUGCCGGUCCUCUCGAUCGCUUGCAACCGUGGGAUGAAGGACCGGCACUGGGAGCAGAUCAGCGACAUAGUUGGCUACGAGAUCAGGCCUGACGAAACGACUUCUCUCCUCAACAUGUUGGAAUUUGGGCUAUCAAAACAUAUUGAGAAAUUGGAGCCCAUUGGGGCAGCGGCUAGCAAGGAGUACUCCUUAGAGAAGAACAUGGAGAAGAUGAAAAUGGAAUGGAUUACCAUAUGCUUCUGUUUCGUCAAGUACAGGGACACGGACACCAGUAUUCUGUCUGCCGUCGAUGACAUCCAGCUGUUGCUAGAUGAUCACAUUGUCAAGACUCAGACGAUGUGUGGCUCUCCGUUUAUCAGACCAAUAGAAACGGAAUGCCGGAGGUGGGAGGAGAAACUGGUCCUGAUGCAAGAGAUCUUGGACAACUGGUUAAAAUGCCAGGCCACGUGGCUGUACCUGGAACCCAUCUUCAGCUCCGAGGACAUCAUCGCUCAAAUGCCAGAAGAGGGCAGGAAGUUUGGAAUAGUCGACGGCUACUGGAAAGACAUCAUGGUCCAAGCGGUGAAAGAUACCAGAGUCCUCAUUGCAACCGAACAGCCAAAGAUGUUGGACAGGCUCCGGGAAGCAAAUCUUCUUUUGGAAGAUAUCCAGAAGGGUCUGAAUACUUACCUGGAAAAGAAAAGGUUGUUUUUUCCAAGGUUUUUCUUCCUUUCCAACGACGAGCUGCUGGAGAUUUUGUCCGAGACAAAAGACCCUCUGCGUGUCCAGCCGCACUUGAAAAAGUGCUUUGAGGGAAUUGCUAAACUGGAGUUUACGGAGGACUUGGAGAUUACGGGCAUGAUCAGUUCGGAGAAAGAAACCGUUCCUUUUAUAAAGAAGAUCUACCCAGCGCAUGCCAAGGGCAUGGUUGAGAAAUGGUUGCUGCAAGUUGAAGACAUGAUGCUUUCCAGCAUCAGACAAGUCAUAGAAGAUGGCAUUGGAGGGUAUGUUCAGGUUCCUCGCAAAACGUGGGUGCUUCAGUGGCCCGGACAAAUAGUUAUCUCUGUGUCGUCAAUCUUCUGGACAAAGGAAGUAUCAGAAGCCAUAGCAGAAAGGACAUUACCUAUUUUUUUGGAGAAGAGCAACAUGCAGAUCGGAGAGAUUGUGGAAUUGGUGCGUGGAAAGCUAUCGAGCGGGGCCCGCCUGACACUGGGGGCGCUGACCGUCAUUGACGUCCACGCACGCGACGUCGUGGCAAAGCUGGCUGAGGACAAAAUUUCAGACCUGAACGACUUCCAGUGGAUUUCUCAGCUGAGAUAUUACUGGGAAGGGGGUCAAGUGAUGGUCCGGAUGAUCACAACAGAAGCCAGAUAUGGCUACGAAUACCUGGGCAACUCGUUGCGCUUGGUGAUCACGCCGCUCACCGAUCGAUGCUAUAGAACGUUAAUGGGGGCUUUGAAGCUGAACCUGGGAGGUGCCCCGGAAGGACCCGCGGGGACUGGCAAAACCGAAACAACCAAAGACCUUGCAAAAGCCCUGGCGAAGCAGUGUGUCGUCUUCAAUUGCUCUGAUGGACUCGACUACAAAGCCAUGGGCAAAUUCUUCAAAGGGCUGGCCCAAGCCGGAGCCUGGGCCUGCUUCGACGAGUUCAACAGAAUCGAGGUUGAAGUGCUUUCCGUAGUCGCUCAGCAGAUCCUCAGCAUCCAGCAGGCCAUUAUUCGGAAGCUCCGGACGUUUUUCUUUGAAGGCACAGAGAUUUCCCUUAACCCUACCUGUGCCGUGUUCAUCACGAUGAAUCCCGGGUAUGCUGGACGAGCAGAACUCCCUGAUAACCUGAAGGCAUUAUUCCGCACAGUAGCCAUGAUGGUCCCGGAUUAUGCCCUGAUUGGUGAAAUUUCGCUUUAUUCCAUGGGAUUCCUUGACUCGAGGAGCCUUGCCCAAAAAAUUGUGGCCACCUACCGCCUCUGCUCCGAACAGUUGUCUUCACAGCAUCACUAUGACUACGGGAUGCGUGCAGUGAAGUCAGUCCUGACCGCCUCGGGGAACUUGAAACUGAAGUAUCCGGAUGAAAACGAAAGCGUCUUAUUGCUCCGGGCGCUGCUGGAUGUUAACUUAGCGAAAUUUCUGGCACAGGAUGUCCCUCUCUUUCAGGGUAUCAUAUCGGAUUUGUUUCCCGGAGUGGACCUCCCGAAGCCAGAUUACGAGCGCUUCAUACAGGCCCUGAACAGCAAUAUCCACAAAAUGAAUCUUCAGCCGGUUCCGUGGUUCAUUGGGAAGAUUAUUCAGAUUUACGAAAUGAUGAUGGUGCGUCACGGCUAUAUGAUCGUGGGAGAUGCCCUGGGAGGCAAGACCAGCGCCUACAAAGUGUUGGCCGGAGCACUCAGCGACCUGAGCGAAGACAGUUCCACGGGGGAGAAUGCGGUCGAGUUCAGAAUCAUUAACCCAAAGGCUAUCACUAUGGGGCAGCUGUACGGGUGCUUCGACCCCGUGAGCCACGAGUGGACGGAUGGCAUCCUUGCCAACACCUUCCGGGAACAGGCCUGUUCCACUACAGAGGACAGGAAGUGGAUUGUCUUCGAUGGUCCUGUGGACGCCGUUUGGAUAGAGAACAUGAACACGGUCUUGGAUGAUAACAAGAAGCUGUGCUUAAUGAGUGGGGAAAUAAUUCAGAUGAGUGCGCAAAUGAGCCUGAUGUUCGAGCCCGAGGAUCUGGAGCAGGCGUCCCCAGCCACGGUCAGCAGGUGUGGCAUGAUCUAUAUGGAACCUCACCAGUUGGGCUGGAAACCCCUGAAGGAUUCUUACAUGAACACGCUGCCGUCCACCUUGCAAGAGACUCAUACAGAGUUGAUCGACGACUUGUUUCUGUGGCUGGUUCAGCCUUCGUUGGAUUUCAUUCACCAUAAUUGCAAAGUGAUUGUGCAGACUUCUCCCAUCCACUUGACCUUUACCAUGAUGAAGCUGUAUACCUGUUUGCUAGAUGAAAUAAACAAAUCAGGCGAAGAAGAAGGAGAAACCAUGUCCAGCCAGCAGAUCACCUUGUGGCUGCAGGGCCUCUUCCUGUUCGCCUUGGUCUGGACCAUUGGGGCCACCGUCAACGCCGAGGGCAGGAAAAAAUUCGACCUCUUUUUCCGGAACAUCUUGUUGGGAGCGGACGAUGACAACCCCCGCCCCAAAAGUGUGAAGUUAACCAAGAACAAUAUCUUUCCAGAAAGAGGGACCAUCUAUGACUUUUAUUUUCACAAGCAAGCCAGCGGGCAGUGGAACAUGUGGACCGAGUACAUCACGAAGGAAGAGCAAACUAUCGCUGCUGACACAAAGGUCUCUGAACUUAUCAUCCCAACCAUGGAAACAGCCCGGCAGACUUUUUUCCUGAAAACGUACGUGGAACAUAACAUCCCAGUGCUGUUCGUGGGACCCACCGGUACAGGGAAAUCAGCCAUUACAAACAGCUUUUUGGUCCAGCUCCCAAAGGUCAAAUACAUCCCGAACGUCGUCAAUUUCUCAGCCAGGACCUCAGCAAACCAGACCCAAGAUAUCAUUAUGUCGAAGCUGGACAGAAGGAGAAAGGGACUUUUCGGGCCUCCAGUGGGGAAAAAGGCCAUUGUGUUUGUAGACGACUUAAACAUGCCAGCAAAGGAAGUCUAUGGAGCUCAGCCGCCGAUCGAGCUCCUCAGGCAGUGGAUCGACCACGGCCACUGGUACGACAAGAAGGACACGUCAAGGCUUGACAUAGUCGACCUUCUGUUGAUUGCGGCCAUGGGGCCUCCAGGCGGGGGCAGGAACGACAUUACAGGACGUUUCACACGGCACUUGAACAUUGUUUCCAUCAGUGCCUUUGACGACGAAACUUUGACCAAGAUUUUCGCGUCAAUUGUCGACUGGCACUUUGGCAAAGGAUUUGACGUUUCGUUUUUGAGGCUCGGCAAAAUGAUGGUUCAGGCAACCAUGAAUAUUUACAAGCUGGCUGUGGAAAACUUCCUCCCGACACCUUCCAAGUCUCACUACGUCUUCAACCUGCGCGAUUUCUCCCGUGUGAUCAGAGGAGUGUUGCUGUGCCCGCACACUCACUUGCAGGAUGGAGACAAACUAAUCAGGCUGUGGAUUCAUGAAGUGUAUCGUGUUUUCUACGAUCGCUUAAUCGAUUCAGAAGACAGACAGGUGUUCUUCGACAUGGUGAAAGAGACGACUUCUAACUGCUUCAAGCAGAGUGUUGAUAAGGUACUAAGUCAUUUGUCGCCUACUGGGAAGAUCAGAGACGAUAAUAUCCGCAGCCUGUUCUUUGGAGACUACUUUAAACCAUCCAGUGAUGCCAAAAUCUACGAUGAAAUCACAGACUUGAAGCAGCUGACCUCAGUCAUGGAAUACUACCUGGAGGAGUUCAACAACAUCAGCAAAGCGCCCAUGUCGUUGGUCAUGUUCAAAUUUGCCAUCGAGCACAUCUCAAGGAUAUGCCGCGUGUUGAAACAGGACAACGGCCACUUGCUGUUGGUCGGCAUUGGCGGGAGCGGCCGGCAGAGCGCAACCAAGCUCGCCACCUUUAUGAACUCCUUUGAGAUCUUCAUGAUUGAAAUCACAAAGUUCUACAGCACGAACGACUGGAGGGAGGAUAUCAAGAAAGUCAUGUUGCAGUCGGGAGUGGCCAGCAAAAGCACCGUGUUCCUGUUUUGUGACAACCAAAUCAAGGAUGAGUCCUACGUCGAGGACAUUAACAUGCUCUUGAACACCGGAGAUGUGCCCAACAUCUUUGCGGCGGAUGAGAAGGCCGACAUCGUUGAGAAAAUGCAGAGUGCGGCAAGGACUGAAGGCAAGAGAAUCGACGCCACGCCUUUGGCCAUGUACAACUACUUCAUCGAGAGAGUGAAGAAGAAUUUGCACAUCGUUCUAGCCAUGAGUCCAAUUGGAGAUGCCUUCCGAAAUCGCUUGAGGAUGUUCCCUUCUCUGAUCAACUGCUGCACGAUUGAUUGGUUCAAAACCUGGCCCAAGGAUGCUCUCGAAAUGGUCGCCAACAAGUUCUUGGAGGAUGUGAAGCUGGAAGACGAAAUCAGGAAAUCGGUCGUGGCUAUGUGCAAAUACUUCCAAGAGAGUGUGAGAGAGCUGUCCGUCAGCUAUUACAGUGUCCUUCGAAGGCACAACUACGUCACGCCAACGUCCUACCUGGAACUGAUUCUGACCUUCAAAACGCUCCUGAAUAGCAAAAGGCUGGAAGUCGAUACAAUGAGGAAUCGUUACCUUGUGGGACUUCAGAAACUGGACUUUGCUGCUUCCCAGGUAGCCGUAAUGCAGAAGGAGCUGACUGCCCUCCAGCCCGAACUGAUUAAAACCUCUGCCGAAACAGAGAAAAUGAUGGUCCACAUAGAAGAAGAAACAGUCGAAGUGGAUGCGAAGAAGGAGCUGGUGGCGGCGGACGAAAAGGAGGCCAACAAAGCAGCAGCCGUCGCCCAAGGCAUUAAGGAAGAAUGCGAAGGGGACCUUGCGGAGGCCAUGCCGGCCCUGGAAGCUGCCCUCUCGGCUCUCGACACCUUGAAUCCUUCCGACAUCUCCCUUGUGAAAUCCAUGCAGAAUCCUCCGGGCCCCGUCAAGCUCGUCAUGGAGAGUAUUUGUGUCAUGAAAGGGAUAAAGCCAGAGAGGAAGCCUGAUCCAAGUGGAAGCGGUAAAAUGAUAGAAGACUAUUGGGGUAGUUCCAAAAAGCUUCUUGGAGAUCUGAAAUUCCUCGAGGGUCUGAAGACGUAUGACAAAGAUAACAUUCCGCUGCCCGUCAUGAAAAGGAUCCGAGAGAGGUUUAUCAAUCACCCGGACUUCCAGCCCGCUGUCAUUAAAAACGUGUCCUCGGCCUGCGAAGGCUUGUGCAAGUGGGUCAGAGCCAUGGAGGUGUACGACCGGGUUGCAAAGGUUGUGGCCCCAAAACGUGAACGGCUGAAGGAGGCGGAAGGUUUGCUUGCUGAACAAAUGCAGAAGCUGAACACCAAGCGGGCAGAGCUGAAGAACGUGAUCGACCGUCUCCAGGCACUGAACGACGAAUUCGAAAACAUGAACGACCGGAAGAAAGGCCUCGAGCACAAUAUCGACAUAUGCUCCCAGAAGCUGAUCAGGGCUGAGAAGCUGAUCAGCGGCUUAGGAGGAGAGAAGGAUCGGUGGACGGAAGCUGCGCGUUUGUUGGGUAUCCAAUACACAGACCUGACCGGGGACGUCUUGUUGUCUUCCGGCACGGUGGCCUAUUUGGGAGCCUUUACCGUAGAUUACCGCCUCGAGUGUCAGAAGAAAUGGCUGACAUUGUGUAAAGAGAUGGAGAUCCCAUGCUCUGAUGAUUUCAGCCUCAGUAACACUUUGGGGGAUCCAGUCAAAAUCCGCGCCUGGCAGAUCGCCGGGUUGCCAAUCGAUUCCUUCUCCAUUGACAACGGCAUCAUUGUCUCCAACUCACGGCGUUGGGCUCUAAUGAUUGAUCCUCAAGGGCAAGCCAACAAAUGGGUCAAAAACAUGGAGAAGGGCAAUAAGCUCUCUGUUAUCAAGUUGUCCGAUACGAACUACGUUAGGUCAUUGGAACAUGCCAUCCAGUUCGGGACCCCUGUCUUGCUUGAAAAUAUUGGCGAGGAACUAGAUGCUUUCUUGGAGCCCGUGUUGCUGAAAACAACGUUCAAACAGCAGGGUGUUGAGUACAUGAGACUUGGAGAAAAUAUUAUCGAGUUUUCAAGAGAUUUCAAGUUCUACAUUACAACUCGCUUGAGGAACCCCCACUACCUUCCUGAAGUGGCGGUGAAAGUUUGCCUGCUCAACUUCAUGAUCACGCCUUUAGGGCUUCAGGACCAGCUUCUUGGGAUCGUGGCCGCCAAGGAGAAACCCGAGCUGGAAGAGAAGAAGAACAAACUGAUUGUCGAGAGUGCCGCUAACAAGAAGCAGCUGAAGGAGAUAGAAGAUAAGAUCCUUGAAGUCCUUUCCAAGUCAGAAGGGAACAUCUUGGAAGACGAGACGGCAAUCAAAGUGCUGUCUUCCUCCAAAGAGCUGUCAGAAGAGAUCUCUGAGAAGCAGGAAAUCGCCACCGUCACUGAGAUGGAAAUAGACAACACUCGCAUGGGUUAUAAGCCUGUGGCUGUUCACUCAGCAAUAAUUUUCUUCUGCAUCUCUGAUCUGGCAAACAUUGAGCCGAUGUAUCAGUAUUCGUUGAUUUGGUUUAUUAACUUAUACGUGCAGUCCCUGGCAAACAGCAAGAAAAGUGAGGUUCUGGAAGACAGGAUCAACAACAUCAUCCAGCACUUCACGGUGAGCAUCUACAACAAUGUCUGCCGAUCCCUGUUUGAGAAAGAUAAACUUCUUUUCUCCCUCCUCUUGACCAUCGGCAUAAUGAAAGGCAGAGAUGAGGUUGACGACGAAAUGUGGCGUUUCUUACUGACAGGAGGGGUCGCUCUGGAAAAUCCUUACCCCAACCCUGCUCCGGAGUGGUUGUCUGAAAAAUCCUGGGCUGAAAUCGUUCGCGCAUCCGGUCUCAAAGAGUUGCAUGGGUUGAUGGAUCAUGUCGAAUCCAACAUUGCGCAAUGGAAAGCGAUCUACGAUUCUGCCAAGCCACACGAGGAGGAAUUCCCAGAUGCCUGGGACCAGAUCACGGGCCUCAGUCGAUUGGUUGUCCUCCGUUGCCUACGGCCGGACAAAAUUGUUCCAGCAACCCAAGGAUUCAUCACGGAUAAUAUGGGAAGGACAUACAUUGAGCCGCCUACUUUCGACCUCUCGGGAAGUUACAGUGACUCCAAUAGCUGUGCACCUCUGAUUUUUGUGUUGUCUCCCGGAGCUGACCCCAUGGCAGGAUUGUUGAAGUUUGCUGACGACCUCUCGAUGGAAAACAUCCAGACCAUUUCGCUGGGCCAAGGUCAAGGGCCCAUUGCGGCCAAAAUGAUUGACAGAGCCAUCGCCAACGGGACGUGGGUAGUAUUGCAGAACUGCCACCUCGCCACCAGCUGGAUGCCUGCUUUGGAGAAAAUCUGCGAAGAAGUCAUCGUGCCUGAGAAUACCCAUGAGAAAUUCAGAUUGUGGCUCACCAGUUAUCCGUCAGAAAAGUUUCCCGUUAGCAUCCUCCAAAACGGAAUAAAAAUGACCAACGAGCCGCCCAAGGGGGUCAGAGCGAAUCUCCUUCGAUCGUACCUCAACGACCCGGUUUCUGACCCCACGUUCUUUAACAGUUGCGGGAAGAAAGAAAUGUGGCAGAAGCUGCUUUUUGGGCUUUGCUUUUUCCAUGCUCUGGUGCAAGAAAGAAGAAACUUUGGCCCAUUGGGUUGGAACAUUCCAUACGAAUUCAACGAGUCCGACCUCAGAAUCAGCAUGCGGCAGAUCCAGAUGUUUCUGAACGAAUAUGAAGAAAUUCCAUUUGAGGCUCUGACCUAUCUAACAGGGGAAUGUAACUAUGGUGGGAGAGUAACUGAUGAUAAGGACCGACGCCUCCUCCUCUCCCUUCUUUCCAUUGUGUACUGCAAAGAUAUAGAAAUCCAGGAAGAAUACAGGCUUUCCUCUGAAGAGGAAUAUUAUAUACCUCCCUAUGGACCACACCAGUCUUACAUAGAUUACUUGCGGAGGCUGCCAAUUACGACCCACCCCGGAGUCUUUGGUCUGCACGAGAACGCAGAUAUCACCAAGGAUAACCAGGAGACCAACCUGCUUUUCAACAGCGUCUUGUUGACUCUGCCCAGGCAAGCAGGGGGAGGAGGCAAAUCCCCACAGGAAACUGUUGAGGAAUUGGCCCAGGAUAUCCUUUCCAAGCUACCGAACGAUUUUGACUUGGAAAGCGUGAUGGCGAAGUACCCAGUGCUUUACCAGGAGUCCAUGAAUACGGUCCUGCGGCAAGAACUAAUCCGAUUCAACAGGCUUACUGAAGUGGUGCGGAGCAGCCUCAUCAGCCUGGGCAAAGCCAUCAAGGGCCAAGUGCUGAUGUCUUCGGAACUCGAGGACGUCUUCAACAGCAUGUUGGUGGGCAAAGUGCCGCCGAUGUGGGCGGCCAAGUCCUACCCAUCGCUGAAGCCGCUGGGGAGUUACAUGUCCGACCUCCUCACACGACUGGCCUUCUUCCAGGAUUGGAUCAACCACGGACCCCCGAAUGUGUUUUGGAUAUCAGGGUUCUACUUUACUCAGUCAUUUCUGACGGGCGUUUCGCAGAACUAUGCUAGAAAAUACACCAUCCCGAUAGAUCAUAUUGGAUUUGAAUUCGAGAUGACCAGGCAGGAGCACAGCAUGGCAGCCAUGCCCGAAGACGGGGCCUACGUAAAAGGGCUGUUCCUGGAAGGAGCCCGAUGGGACCGGGAAACCAUGCAGAUUGGCGAGUCUUUCCCCAAAAUCCUUUACGAUUCUCUUCCCAUCAUUUGGCUGAAACCUGGAGAGAGCUCGAACUUUCUGCACUCGGGGAUAUAUACCUGCCCUGUCUACAAAACCAGUGCCCGGAGAGGCACCUUAUCUACCACAGGGCACUCCACCAAUUACGUUGUCUCCAUCGAGAUUCCUUCAGACCUUCCCCAGAAGCACUGGAUCAACCGGGGAGUUGCGGCCCUUUGCCAGCUAGAUGACUAAAUUUGUUUAGGACGCCCUGUGCUGGCACACGUUCUGAUUAAAAA